AUGAAUGAUCUAGGACUUUCUCUUCCUUCUACAGUUAAUUAUGAUAUAUUAAAUAAAAAAAAAGACUAUGAAUCCUCUGUUAUAUGUGACACGUUAGAAGGAGAAUUAAGUGAUUAUAAGGAUGUUUUUGAAUUUUGUGAGAAUUAUACUGGAAUCAUCAAAUACUUCAAGAAAUUAUCAUUUUCUGGUGAAUUCGCAAAUUAUCCUUGCAUAGUUGUGAAGUUCUGGUUAUAUGAUCGUUUAUUUAACUUACGUAAUAAACGACAAGAAGUUACUAACAUUGAAAAUAUUAUUUCUAAAAUAAAAGCAAUUAUUAAAGUAGAUGAUAAAAUUGAAGGAUGUAAUUUAUUUGAUUUACCAUAUUCGAAGGAAGAUUUUGAUAUAAUGAAAAGUUUGUAUGAUUAUGCUACAAAUUAUAGUACAAUUACAGCAUAUCUAAGAGAUAACAGUUAUAUAUGUAAUCAAUAUUUGAAAGAUUAUAUUAAUACAAAUGAUGAAAUAUAUAUUAAUAAAAAUAAUAAUUGUAACUAUGGCAAUAAAGGAAAUAUUGGAUAUUGCAAAGUAUUUGAAUAUCUUAAAGAUCCAUAUAUAAAAUUAGAUCUAUCAACUUUAUCAUGUAGAGUAAAAGGCUCAGAAGCUUCCGUUCCUAUGGAACGACAUCAUGAGCUACCUAGAGAAGAAGGACCACCUGAAAACUUAAAACAAAAACACUCUCUUCCAUUUUCUAAUAUUAUCAUGGCAGUUAUUUUCCCACUUUUAGGAAUUUUUUUCUUUUUAUUCAUUUUGUGUAAAUUUACUCCAUUUAAAUCAUGGUUAAAAUCUCAUUUAUUGAAAAAAAAAAUAAUUCAGUUUUACGAAGACGAAGAGUAUAUACAAGAACAUUUGAAUAAAAAUUAUCGCACAGAUAGACGUCAUAUAUGUUAUCAUCCAUUAUGA
This is a messenger RNA of Plasmodium malariae, 936 nucleotides long. Its product is annotated as PIR protein. The transcript has 3 exons. Lineage: Eukaryota; Apicomplexa; Aconoidasida; Haemosporida; Plasmodiidae. The record is from RefSeq and is a predicted model, not a curated record. Bases 1 to 936 code for a protein of 311 amino acids.